ACAAUGCAAUGAAAAAUAUUGUAGAACUGUGAUUUAGACAAAUAACCUAAAAAGGAACGUCAAUAAUCAAAAUAGCCGAAAACUUGCGAAAACUGUUGAAAUCAUUGAUUUCCUUAUCUCAUUUUCAGUUCAAAUAAUUAUAUAAUCAAAUAUUGCAAUGAACAGUAUCGGAGAAGAGUGUACUGAUUUGAAGAAAAGAUAUGACGACUGUUUUAAUUCAUGGUUUUCGGAGCGUUUCCUAAAAGGCGAUCACGAUGAUUCUGUGUGCGCUGGGAUUUUCAAAGUUUACCAGGAAUGUGUAAAGAAGGCAAUGAAGCAACAAAAUAUUGAUUUCAAGGAAAUAGACAAAGAUGUAUUGGGUACUGACAGUGAAUUUAAAGCACCUCCAGACAACCACAGUUGACAGAUUGAAACAUGCAGUCUGCUUUGUCCUUAUAGUCCGUUCAAUAUGUGGAAUGUGUUUAGUGUCUGCAUCACUUAUUCAGAUAGUAAAUAAAGUACAAGUUGGUUUAAGUUUAGUAUGUACAGUAGAUGACAAAGCUUAUUAUAAUUUUUUUUAUUUAUCUUGUUAGUUUGAGAGAGAAAUUAGACAUAGAUUAAAACACAGGUUCACAAGUAUUUGCCAAUCUAUUGUAUCUGAGCUGAACUUGAGACCCUGUUUUAGCUCAAUGUUGGUAAAGGCGCCAAGUAGUGACUGUAACCAAGUAAAAUUAUGUCAACUGCUACUGCCAUUCAAAUGUUAAAUUUUAAGACAAUGUCUCAAAAAAGUUACACACCAUUGCAAGCCAUUAUUUAUAAAGUCAGUAAAGAACUUUAAAGCUGUAUUUCUUUUUAUUACCAAAUUAAUUAUUGAUUGGGCAUCAUGAUUAUCAUCAUCAUCUCAAAGUUUUAAUUUUAGCUACUUAACAUUGUUUAUUAACAAUGGGGAGCUGCAUCUAUUUGAUAGUCUAAAUGUUUUAUUUAAGAAAAUGAACUUUUAUUUUGUCAUAAUAUAUAUAAUAUGAAUGGCAUUUAGUGUGAUUAUUUUAUUGUGUAAUAAAAAAUAAUAUUUAAGUUGUCUAGUAUGCUACUUAUGUACACAGUAUACUAUUGUUGUUUCUCUAGAUAGUUUCAAUCAAUUUAAGUAGAAAUACAAAAUAUGUAAUGCAUUAUUGAAAUGCUUGGAUGUAGUUGUUAUAUUAAUGUAUCUGUUGCAGUUAUUUUGUUACUAUAAAAUUGUAUUAAAAACAAUAUUUUAUUACUUAUAUUUUACAUAAACUAGUCAGUCUAUUUUGCCAGUCAGCUAUGAAAACCAGCCUGUUUCACCUAAUAAGUGUUAUAUCAAUUUAAUAACUAUUUUAUUAUUCUAUAAAAUAAAUAAUUACUUUGUAAUA
Molecule: messenger RNA, 1373 nt
Organism: Pararge aegeria (speckled wood butterfly)
Lineage: Eukaryota; Metazoa; Arthropoda; Insecta; Lepidoptera; Nymphalidae
Product: TP53-regulated inhibitor of apoptosis 1-like
Exons: 2
Coding region: 158-403 (81 amino acids)
Source: RefSeq, a predicted model, not a curated record